AUGGCUUGUAACCAUUUCUAUGGCAGCGCAGCGCACACAGUUUGCAGCCUCGGCAUAAAAGUGAAGAUGGAGAUCAAUGUCACAGUUUUAUAUCAAAUCAAGAAGGAAAUUCCAAUGCUGCGGCUUAUAAAACUAGUAAGGGUUCACAGAGAGCAAGCACUUUCUGUACACUACAGGCAGAUUGUAGAAGCUUACAGGAAAUUGGACUAUGACUAG
This is a messenger RNA of Prunus armeniaca (apricot), 216 nucleotides long. NCBI's taxonomy places the organism in Eukaryota, Viridiplantae, Streptophyta, Magnoliopsida, Rosales, Rosaceae. The record is from the annotation of a GenBank genome assembly.